AUGUUGCGGGCGAUUUCCCUUUUAUUUGCGCUGGCUACAGUUGCAAACUGUGAUCAAUUAUCCGUGCUGUAUGCGCCCAAAUCGGUCGAAUUCAGUGGAAACAGCCGGUUGGAUUCGGAAUCGCUGCCGGAAGUGUUCGGAGCUGCCCUUGGCUACUCCGUUAGCCUGCCAACGGAAUGGGACGGUAUGGUAAUAAAGGAUCCGUUCAACACUGCCAACGGUGCCGUAGUGGUUGUAGCCGAAGGACUUGAAUCCGUCGCAGUCGAGGGUGCCAAGAGCUAUCCAUUGGACGGUAAUACCGGAUCCGUUGCACUGAGCGAGUUGAUACAGAAAUCGGCUGACCAUCAGGGUGUCAGUUUUGAAGUGGAUCUAAAGGAAUCAUCCCAUAACUUUGCCACCCCGCUCGGUACCGUUCAGCCAGACGAUGAGGAGGUGGAUCCGCAACAUCUGAAACCGAAAUCGAACAAAGCCGAUUCAGACUUUCUGCGCCAGAUUGCGUUUUUGAACGGGUUGAGCGAUCUGCUCGUAACGUCAACCGACCGUAUCCCAACCGUACACAUUGUUCGCGUAUCGUUCGAAGCCCUGUUGGCCGCCCACGAACCGAACUCUCCCGCAUUGGACGAAGCGAAGAAGUUGUUCGUUAAUGCGCUGGCAGGAUUAGAAACGGCAUCAGAAAAGGCAUUCGAUGGUGCGGUUAUUGUUGGACUGGUAACGGCCAGCGAAGGUCAGUUGGUGGUUCGUUCGAAGCGUCAGGCGCCACAGGCGAAACAGGAGGAAGAAAAUGACAACCCGAUGAAUUUGGCUACCAAGUAUAACAGCAACUAUCCAGUUAUCUUCAACAUUAUUCUAUGGUUCAGCGUUGUGCUAGCGUUCUCACUGCUGGCCAUCUCGAUCGUUAUUGGCACAAUGGAUCCGGGUCGCGACUCGAUCAUCUACCGUAUGACUUCGACCAGAAUGAAGAAGGAUAAUUAA
Anopheles marshallii is the source of this 972-nucleotide messenger RNA. RefSeq names its product ATPase H(+)-transporting accessory protein 2 (gene ATP6AP2). Gene Ontology annotation, biological process: positive regulation of Wnt signaling pathway. The record is from RefSeq and is a predicted model, not a curated record. Gene Ontology annotation, cellular component: membrane; external side of plasma membrane. Gene Ontology annotation, molecular function: signaling receptor activity. The transcript is spliced from 4 exons. Lineage: Eukaryota; Metazoa; Arthropoda; Insecta; Diptera; Culicidae. The coding region runs from base 1 to 972 and encodes 323 amino acids.